This is a messenger RNA of Zonotrichia albicollis (white-throated sparrow), 1976 nucleotides long. It is a transcript of the gene PDCD4, whose product is annotated as programmed cell death 4. Lineage: Eukaryota; Metazoa; Chordata; Aves; Passeriformes; Passerellidae. Gene Ontology annotation, cellular component: cytosol; nucleus. The record is from RefSeq and is a predicted model, not a curated record. Gene Ontology annotation, biological process: negative regulation of DNA-templated transcription.
GGCUUUUGUGUGUGCGGCUGCGGAACAGCAGCUGCUGUUGGCAGGUCUCCAAGCUUCGAGGUGGACAACUGAUGGAACGUGCCACUAGGAAGGACAAAACUGUUCUUUCAAGGUAGUUUGUGUGGACUAGACUGAGACCUGCACAGAAAAAUAUCUCAACCAACAGUGACUGGAACACUUGAGAACUCCUGAAUGAUUGCUUGAGGCCUUGGAGGGAAAACAUUAAGACUUUACAUUUCACAGUCAGCUCUCUUAAGCAGCUAUGGAAAUAGAAAAGGAACACAUUUAUAUUACCCCAACAGAACUUGAGAAUCUAAAUGAUGCUCCAUUUUCUGGUGAUGAAGAAAAUGGUGGGUCUGAGGAACGAAAAACUGAAAUCAAUGGCAAUUGGAUUCCCGCAACUUCGAUUACUGAAGCCAAAAUAAACGCUAAAGCAAAGAGAAGGUUGAGGAAAAACUCCUCUAGAGAUUCUGGGAGAGGAGACUCUGUGAGUGAGAAUGGAGAGACACUGAAGGUUGGAGUUGUACCAACGAGCCCAAAGGGGAAGCUCCUGGACAGGCGAUCCCGCUCUGGAAAGGGGAGAGGUCUCCCAAAGAAAGGUGGAGCAGGUGGUAAAGGAGUUUGGGGAACACCAGGUCAAGUGUAUGAUGUGGAAGAAGUGGAUAUUAAGGAUCCUAAUUAUGAUGAUGACCAGGAGAACUGUGUCUAUGAAACAGUAGUUUUACCUCUUGAUGAAAGAGCAUUUGAAAAAACUUUAACACCAAUCAUCCAGGAGUAUUUUGAACAUGGAGAUACCAACGAAGUGUCGGAGAUGCUGAAGAACUUAAACCUUGGUGAAAUGAAAUACAGUGUGCCAGUGCUGGCUGUUUCCUUGGCAUUAGAGGGGAAGGCCAGUCACAGGGAAAUGACAUCUAAGCUUAUCUCUGACCUUUGUGGGACAGUAGUAAGCAAAACUGAUGUGGAAAAAUCCUUUGAUAGACUGCUCAAAGAACUACCAGAAUUGGUGUUGGAUUCUCCCAGGGCACCACAGUUGGUGGGCCAGUUCAUUGCUAGAGCUGUUGGAGAUGGGAUCCUAAGCAGUACCUACAUAGAUGGCUACAAAGGCACUGUGGAUUGUGUCCAAGCAAGAGCUGCGCUGGACCGCGCCACGGUGCUGCUGAGCAUGAGCAAGGGAGGCAAGCGCAUCGACAGCGUCUGGGGGGCUGGAGGGGGCCAGCAGUCUGUCAAACACCUGGUCAAAGAGAUUGAUAUGUUGCUGAAAGAGUAUUUGCUUUCUGGAGAUGUAUUGGAAGCAGAACGCUGCCUUCAGGAACUGGAAGUACCCCAUUUUCACCAUGAACUUGUAUAUGAAGCCAUUGUACUGGUUUUGGAGUCAACUGGAGAAAAGACCUUUAAAAUGAUACUGGAUUUGCUGAAAACUCUGUGGAAGUCUUCUGUCAUUACUGUGGACCAAAUGAAAAGAGGCUAUGAACGGGUUUACUGUGAAAUCCCAGACAUUAACCUGGAUGUGCCACACUCCUAUUCUGUGCUGGAGCGCUUUGUGGAGGAAUGCUUCCAGGCUGGAAUCAUCUCCAAACCACUGAGAGACCUCUGCCCCUCCAGGGGCAGGAAGCGUUUUGUGAGUGAGGGAGAUGGAGGUCGCCUGAAGCUGGAAAGCUACUGAAAGUGAGACCUGCCUCCUGCAGCCCUGCAAGGGAACCCAGCUCCUGUCCAUGUAUACAGCACGCAUGCUCCUCUGGUGUGUGUAUGGAUGCACCUCUGGGACUGACCAAAUUUAACAGUUGCUUAGCACAGUUCGUAUUUUUUUAAGAGCACAUGUUUUGGGUACAAAUUGUUUUCUUUUUUUUUUUUUUUUUAAUAGUUUUGUAAAUUUCAGGAAGAAGUGUUCUUUCUUUGGGCAUAUAGUAGAACAACUAGCCACUCUGCUGUGGUGGUGCCUUGAAAUAAGCUAUCUCUGUAUGUGCCAUGUUUAUGAC